Molecule: messenger RNA, 2010 nt
Organism: Sardina pilchardus (European sardine)
Lineage: Eukaryota; Metazoa; Chordata; Actinopteri; Clupeiformes; Clupeidae
Product: hydroperoxide isomerase ALOXE3-like
Exons: 14
Coding region: 1-2010 (669 amino acids)
Biological process (GO): linoleic acid metabolic process; arachidonate metabolic process; hepoxilin biosynthetic process
Molecular function (GO): protein binding; oxidoreductase activity, acting on single donors with incorporation of molecular oxygen, incorporation of two atoms of oxygen; iron ion binding
Source: RefSeq, a predicted model, not a curated record
AUGGUGCACUACACAGUGUUUGUAAAGACAGGAGAUUGGCUUCAUGCUGGCACAACAAACUAUAUCUCCAUCCAAUUACAAGGUCCCGAGGAUGAGAGUAAUGAAAAAUGCCUAGACAAGACCUUUCACUCUGGCUUUCAUGUUGGAUCAGAACGAACAUUUGAUAUACGGGUGGAAGAGGACCUGGGGGAGCUCAUACUUCUCAAAAUCCACUCUGAGACAUUUUGGAAGGUUGACAACCAGUGGUUUUGCGAUAAGAUUGUGAUUACAACACCUAAAGGUGAUGAGAUUUUGUUUCCAUGCUACCGCUGGGUGUCCUCUAAAGAGAAGGUUUUUUUAAGACCUGCCAAAGCUUUGCUUGUGUUCCAGGACACCAACAAAGUAGCCAUAAGACAAAGGCGGAGACAGCUAGAAAAUCGACAGGCUGCAUUUUGGUGGCGUGUGUACGCUGAGGGCAUACCCCACAUUAUCAACUAUGAAUCUUCCAUGUCUCUGCCUGCUGAACUCCAGUUCUCGUUCACAAAGGAAGUUGAGUUUCUCUACACAGCAGCAAAGCAGUUAGCUAUUCUGAAGCUAACAGGAUAUGCUAAUUCCAGAGCUUCGUGGAGAAGCUUGGAGGACAUGAAAGUAAUCUUUUGCGGAGUCAAAAAUACAACCUUGGAAUAUGUACAGAAGCACUGGGCAAAGGACGACUUCUUUGGCUACCAGUUCCUGAAUGGUCUCAACCCCAUGAUGAUCCAACGCUGCUUAGAAUUGCCCAAGAAGUUCCUCGUCACAGAGGAGAUGGUCAAAGGUCUUCUAGGAGAAAGCACCUUGGAGGCAGAAAUAACAAAAGGAAACAUCUUCCUGUGUGACUACAAGAUGCUGGAUGGACUUACAGGAAAUGCGGUGAACGACAGACAGCAGUAUCUCACAGCUCCUCUGGUGCUGCUCCACCUCAACCAUCAUGGCAAGAUGCUGCCCAUCGCUAUACAGCUAAGACAAACCCCUGGAGAUGGGAACCCCAUCUUCCUGCCCACCGACCACAAGAAUGACUGGCUGCUGGCUAAGAUCUUUGUGAGAGCCGCAGAGUUCAGCGUGCAAGAGGUCGACUUCCACCUGCUGAGAACUCACCUGCUGGCUGAGGUGUUCACCGUUGCGAUGUUGCGGCACCUCCCCUCCAUACACCCCCUUUUCAAGCUCCUCUUUCCCCACAUUCGUUACACACUCCAAAUCAAUAUCAUGGCACGAAAGCAGCUGAUUUCGGAGGAUGGAGUCUUUUCAUUGCAUACAGGCAUUGGUGGAGACCCCUUGGGUAAGUUGCUGAGGCGUGCAACAGCCUCCCUGACUUACAGCUCCCUCUGUCUGCCGGAGAACAUCUCAGAGAGAGGCCUGGACGAUGUUCCCAACUUCUACUACAGAGAUGAUGGCAUAAAACUGUGGGACAUCAUCUGCAAGUAUGUAACAGGAGUUUUGCAAUACUACUAUAAAUCUGAUGAGGAAGUGCAGAAGGACACAGAACUGCAGAGCUGGAUCAAAGAGAUUUUCAUCAAUGGAUUUCUGGAAAGAGAAAGAACAGGAAUACCUGAUUCUUUUCAGACAGUGAAAGAUCUCCUCAAGUUUGUUACCAUGGUGAUCUUCACUGCAUCAGCCCAACAUGCUGCUGUCAACAAUGGACAGUUUGACUUUGGUGGCUGGAUGCCGAACUACCCCACUGCCCUCAGGAAGCCCCCUCCCAAGAAGAAAGGCCAGACCAAAUGGGAGGACAUCAUGGAGAGCCUGCCUGAUAUGGGCACAACGGUGAAUGGAAUGGCUACUCUGAAUCUGCUAAGCACAAAGUCAACAGACCAUUACCCUCUUGGAUAUUUCCCAGAAGAACUGUUUGAUGAGGACGUUCCUUGCGAUCACAUCAAACAUUUUCAGAAGCAGCUGAAAAAAUUGUCGGAUGAAAUUGAGGAGCGGAACAAGACGCUGAAGCUUCCCUACACCUAUCUGAACCCAAAAAAUGUGGACAACAGUGUGGCCAUUUGA